Messenger RNA from Vicia villosa (hairy vetch), 612 nucleotides. RefSeq lists its product as uncharacterized. The coding region runs from base 1 to 612 and encodes 203 amino acids. The transcript is spliced from 2 exons. NCBI's taxonomy places the organism in Eukaryota, Viridiplantae, Streptophyta, Magnoliopsida, Fabales, Fabaceae. The record is from RefSeq and is a predicted model, not a curated record.
AUGGAUAAAGAAGGAGGAUAUAACAACAUACCACCUCUGUUAGAUGGAUCAAAUUAUAACUGGUGGAAAAAGUACAAAGAGGGGAAUGUGUCCUUAAAACCUGAAGAAGAUUGGUCUGAAGAGGAUGAUAAAUUGGCUCUUGAAAAAUCCAAAGCUUUGAAUGCUUUAUUCAAUGGAGUGGACAAGAAUGUUUUCAAGUUGAUAAAUAUUUGUACUGUUGCCAAGGAUGCUUGGAAAAUCCUCAGAAUAACUCAUGAAUGCACAUCUAAUGUGAAUAUGUCUAUACUUCAGCCUCUCAUUUCUAAAUUUGAAAACUUGAAGAUGAAUGAUGAUGAGACUAUCCAGAAAUAUCAUAUGAAUAUUCUUGAAAUAGCAAAUGCAUUUAGUGCCUUGGGAGAAAAGAUGUCAGAAGAAAAUCUUGUAACAAAAAUUCUUAGGUCUCUACCUAGGAAAUUGGACAUGAAGGUAACAGUAAUUGAAGAAGCUCAUGACAUCAGCACUAUGAAGGUUGAUGAAAUUGUUGGCUCACUUCGAACUUUUGCAUCCAGUACUAAAGAUGAUCUAGAUACUGAGGAAGGAUUGUCCAAUACCAUUAUUUUACUUGGAAAAUAA